Messenger RNA from Didymodactylos carnosus, 3012 nucleotides. The record is from the annotation of a GenBank genome assembly. Lineage: Eukaryota; Metazoa; Rotifera; Eurotatoria; Philodinida; Philodinidae.
AUGAACGAUAUUCUUCUGCCCAAUGAAGGAAAAUGUGAUGAGAAAAAUAUUCAUUUAUCAAUAUCGAAUAUUAGUAUGGAACAUGAUGAUGAAGGACAAGAAAUAGAACAAAGCAAAAAUCCACUGUUAUCAUCAUCUUCAUCGUCCGCCGAUUCUCAAACGACAACUCCAAGCAUUUUAAUGAAUAAAUUAGAAAUGAAACAUCCUUUAGAAGAUCAAUGGUCAUUUUGGUAUUUGAAAAAUCAAGCAAAUAAAGACUGGCAAGAUAAUUUAAUGAAAAUUGCUACAUUUGGCUCUGUCGAAGAAUUUUGGGCAAUUUAUCCGGGCUGCGAUUAUAUGCUGUUUAAAAGUACAAUUUUACCAUGUUGGGAAGAUCCAGCAAAUACCAAUGGUGGCAGAUGGGUACUCUAUUUUUCGAAAAGUGAACAAAUUUUAAUCGAUUUAGACGUAUGCUGGUUAGCUUCGAUGUUAGCUUUAGUAGGUGGACAAUAUGCAAAAGAUACAUCAUAUGUUAACGGUGUUGUGUUAUCAGCAAGAAAAAAUUGUGAUCGUAUUGCAUUAUGGACUCAAACGGCUCACGAUGAACAACUAAUUCAUCGUAUAGGUCUUGAUAUUAGCUUUAACAGUAUAUCGGAUGAAGGGGCCAAAGCAGUUGCAGAAGCAUUGACAGUAAAUUCAACAUUAGCAAGUCUUGAUAUGGAAGGUAACUGUAUAUUGACAGAAGCGUUCAAAGCAGUUGCAGAAGCAUUAAAGGUGAACACAACACUAGCACGUCUUAAUAUUAGAAGUAACACUAUAUCGGAUGAAGGGGCCAAAGCAGUUGCAGAAGCAUUGACAGUAAAUUCAACAUUAGUAAGUCUUGAUAUGGAAGGUAACUGUAUAUUAACAGAAGGGUUCAAAGCAGUUCCACAAGCAUUGACAGUAAAUUCAACAUUAGCAAGUCUUAAUAUUAGAAUUGCAGGAGCAUUAAAGGUAAACACAACACUAGCAAGUCUUAAUAUUAGAAGUAACACUAUAUCGGAUGAAGGGGCCAAAGCAGUUGCAGAAGCAUUGAAGGCAAACACAACAUUAGCAAGUCUUAAUAUUGAAUAUAACAGUAUAUCAGGUGAAGGGGCCAAAGCAGUUGCAGAAGCAUUGACAGUAAAUUCAACAUUAGCAAGUCUUGAUAUGGAAGGUAACUGUAUAUUGACAGAAGCGUUCAAAGCAGUUGCAGAAGCAUUAAAGGUGAACACAACACUAGCACGUCUUAAUAUUAGAAGUAACACUAUAUCGGAUGAAGGGGCCAAAGCAGUUGCAGAAGCAUUGACAGUAAAUUCAACAUUAGUAAGUCUUGAUAUGGAAGGUAACUGUAUAUUAACAGAAGGGUUCAAAGCAGUUCCACAAGCAUUGACAGUAAAUUCAACAUUAGCAAGUCUUAAUAUUAGAAGUAACAGUAUAUCGAAUGAAGGGGCUAAAGCAAAUAUAUCGGCCGAAGGAGCGAAGGCAAUUGAAGAAGGGUUGGAAAUUAACAGAACAUUAGCAAGUCUUGAUAUUAGCAGUGACAAUAUAUUCGAAGAUUGGAACAACGCAAUUGAAAAAGAAGUGAAGAUUUUAUAUUAUGAUAAACGGUCUGAAACAGAUCAUACAGGAAAGAGGACGACAAAAUUAAAGACUACGGGAAGAAAAACGCUAAUUACAAUGUAUAGUGGAAGAUUGUUUGACAGUGUCGGCAGCGAUGUACCCAGCACUAGACCAGAGGUAUGUUACUGUCGUACUCCACAAACAAAAAAACCCAAGUGCAAUGGAAACAUCGAAGAAGUUUCUUUGCAUAGAGAUAAAAUAAUGGGCAUAGCAUCUACAAAAGGGUCGCUAGGCAAUGUCACAUUUGAAAAUCCGUUACUCCUAACGGAAGCCGCCUUACAACAAUUGCAAUCGUCGGAUAGAAAAGACGUUCCCAUGUCGUAUCAACAAAUAAUAAUCAACAAAAGAAAAUCGAUUGAAAAAUUAGAAAAAUUUUUUUCUAAAUAUUCCUAUGUACCUGUUUGCGAAUUAACGCGAAAUGAUGUUGAAAACUGCUAUGUUAAUAAUUCCAAACAUGUUUUAUCAUGUUCAAAUUUAGCCGAAAAGUUUAUUAAGUGUGACAAUAAUCAUUACAAUGAUCAAAAACAAAUAUUGUGCGGUACUGAUACUGGUAAAAUCUACAAUAUAAAAAAUAUUUCAUAUAAUAAAAAUACAGAUGAACAAGAACAUCAAACAAUCAAAACCGAAUUAUUAGGUCACACAAAACUUGUAUCUGAUCUAUGCUAUUAUGACAAUGGUGAAAAAUAUAUUUUAUCAUGUUCAGCUGAUUGUGAUAUUCGAUUAUGGGAAUUAUUAAAUCAUCCAUCAUCAACUUCCUAUCGACCAGUAACAAUUUAUCGUAGUCAUUUAUCUCCGGUAUGGUGCUUAGAUACACACAAAACAAGUGGUUAUUUUGCAUCAGGUUCAAUGGAUUCAACGAUACGUUUGUGGACAAGUGAACGUGUAUAUCCAUUACGUACAUUUGUUUAUCAUAUCGAUGAUAUAAAUACAGUUAAAUUUCAUUCAAAUGGAAAAUAUUUAGCAUCCGGUUCAUCAGAUGGUCAAAUUUUAUUAUGGUCAAUUAAUGAUGGUCAAUUAGUUCGAAUAUUAAAUAUACAAACAAAUGAUAAGAUAUCUAUUGAAAAAUUAUUAUUUUCAUCCGAUGGACAUUAUCUAUUUUCAUUAGUAACAAAACAGAAUCAAACAAUGUCAGAUAUUUGCAUGUGGGAUAUACGAACAGCAAAAGUUAAAAAAAUAGUGGAAAAUAUACCGUAUACAAGAUGUAUUUCAUUAUGUGAAUUAAGAAAUGAAAAUACAUUUGUCACUGGCUAUGAAAAUGAAUUAUUAUUUUUUAAAAAGGAUGAGAGUAAUGAUGAUAGUUUUCGACUGAUGUUAACUAUCGAUUGUCGUUUAUUGAAUGUAUCUCAUAUUGAGAAAAAUAAAGUAUUUGCUCUUGUGACUGAUGUGGAAUGA